AUGGAGGCAAAAACAGGCUUUUUCUAUUUUCGUGAGAUAUUUGGAAUCGUUACCUCUGUUGUCACGAUAGGAACCGCAGCGCCGAUUAUAAUUUUUAUGUAUCUCGAAAAUCCUACAAUUUUUAACGAUCUAGAAACGUCUUGCUCCCUCAAAGGAAGUUUUGCCUUAUUCUGCCUGGCGGCUUGUUUGGAGGUCUUCCUCAUAUUGCUGAAAUCCUCUUGUUUUGGCUUUGUUAUUCUUUGCAAGGGACGGUGUCGAAUAAAUUGCUACCAUCUAAUUGUUUUGCUGCAUUUUACGUCUUGUAUGUUUCUUUUUGUUGGGAUAACUGUGUUUGCCGUUAAGCUGAAUCCCAAUGUCUGGUACUGGAACCUCUGUACAGUAUCUGCCUUCCUUUCUAUGACCAACUGCUUCGUGGCCUGUAUAUUUCAGAGGGAGUACCGGAGAUUACGUCGAGAGAAAAUGGCGAACUCUAGACUGAUGAAAAAGAUGAGAGGCAUGCUAGGGUCGGCCGAAAAUAUGAUUGAGGGGAAACAAGAGCAUCAACAUUCUAUGAAAGGAAAUGAAUUAAAGACAGAAAAUGAGAAUUUAUUGGGUGUGAAGGAAAUAACUGGAGGCAAUAAUACAGGGUUUAUGUCCCUAAAACAAACUUUGAACGGGAUACAAAUGCAGGACUUGAAAAAAAUUGCAAUAUAA
Molecule: messenger RNA, 693 nt
Organism: Saccostrea cuccullata (small rock oyster)
Lineage: Eukaryota; Metazoa; Mollusca; Bivalvia; Ostreida; Ostreidae
Exons: 3
Coding region: 1-693 (230 amino acids)
Source: RefSeq, a predicted model, not a curated record